Conger conger (European conger) is the source of this 1724-nucleotide messenger RNA. RefSeq names its product claudin 11a (gene cldn11a). The record is from RefSeq and is a predicted model, not a curated record. Gene Ontology annotation, biological process: bicellular tight junction assembly; cell adhesion. The coding region runs from base 193 to 840 and encodes 215 amino acids. Gene Ontology annotation, cellular component: plasma membrane; bicellular tight junction. Gene Ontology annotation, molecular function: structural molecule activity. Lineage: Eukaryota; Metazoa; Chordata; Actinopteri; Anguilliformes; Congridae. The transcript has 3 exons.
AUGGAAUUGAACUACGUCGCACAGUGAAGAGGCACUAUACGAUUAGUCCUUGGAUUUGCAUUUGUUGGACAUUGUUAAAAGAAUAUCUACGCACUUCUCUCUGUUAUUUUAUUGGCUUUAUAUUUUUACAACUUUUCCCAAAACAUUACUACAUCUCUGCUUAUCACCUGGAACAUUUCCCCCGUGUGUGCCAUGGCAAAUAUUUGCUUGCAGUUGAGCGGUUUCAUCCUCAGUUGUAUUGGCUGGAUUGGAUUAAUUGUUGCUACAGCCACCAAUGACUGGGUUGUCACCUGCAAGUAUGGCAUGAACACUUGCAAGAAGAUGGACGAACUGGGAGCCAAAGGCUUAUGGGCCGAAUGUGUUAUUUCAACUGCUCUGUAUCACUGCAUGUCCCUCACUCAGAUUCUCGACUUACCUGUUUACAUACAGACGUCUCGUGCGCUGAUGAUCACCGCUUCGAUUCUCGGACUACCUGCAGUAGCUCUCGUGCUCGUGUCCAUGCCCUGCAUCAAUCUGGGAAACGAACCCGAGAGCGCUAAGAGCAAGCGGUCAGUUCUCGGAGGAAUCCUGAUUCUGAUAAUAGCGGCGUGCGGUAUCGUGUCGACCGUUUGGUUCCCGAUCGGCGCUCACCACGAGGCCGGCCUCAUGUCCUUUGGCUUCUCCCUGUACGCUGGCUGGAUCGGGUCGGUCUUCUGCCUCCUGGGCGGCUCCAUGAUCAGCUGCUGCUCAGGCGAACCAGCCGCCCAGUACGCAGAAAACCGCUACUACUACUCGAAGCAGGGGGCCACCAACCCCGUUCCACCCUCCUCCGCCAACCACGCAAAGAGUGCGCAUGUGUGAGAGGGACAAAUACAGCAAGCAGGGCUGCCACUCAAAAGGGAUAAUGCCCCGCCCCUCCUCCCUUCCUCCGCCCGCCCUCCUCCCCACACAUUCAGUUUCCAGAGGCUGCUCGGUGGCAGCGUGGAUUGUUUUUGUACUAAUAUUUCCUGCGCAGUAGAAAUUACCGUCGGCCCUUUGAAGUUCAACUGGAUUGGUUACAGCCAACAGCACGAUCUUGUGGGGAGUCUUCCAGAUGUUAUGCAACUCUUCGGCCGUGCCUCCGACUCCGCAUUAAAACAAAGGACUGAGAAAUUUGCUUCAAAGUGCAAAAUGCCUUUUAAAAGUUUUGUUUGUCAAAUAAUACAUUGCUUUUUUUCUAUUUUAAAUACUGUAUAUUUUUGUCAUGGAUGUUUAAUGUUUUAACAAAAUUUCACUAGUAUUUGUUAGCAAAUUUCAAAAUCGUACAUAUGAUAUUAUAUGAUUCUGUGUGCAAGAUGUGCCAGAAAAUGAAUUACUGUAGUAACUGGCUUUUCUGCUGAAUGACCACUCAUAUUUAGGUACAAUCGACAUAAAUGUAAAAAGUGUUUUCAAAGUUACACAAAUGACCACAGAACAGAAUUGACUCUCGAAGAUAUUCCUAAUAGGCUAUUAAAUAAAAAAUAUGUAAAACAAAUAUGGGCCAGUUUCACAGACAUAGAUUAAGCAUAGAUUAAGUACUGGGUUAAAUUGAGUUUUGUAUGGUAUGGAGAUUCUGCAUUCAAAUAGAAUUUAGUCCAGGAGUAGACUUAAUCUGUGUCUGUGAAACUGGCCCAUAAUUUUGUGUCUUGGUUAUUUAUUGCAAUACUUGUAACUGUUGUUUGUUUUGUUUCUUUAAAAAAAAGAAGAAUUAAAAUGUUUUUGCUGAA